Messenger RNA from Nannospalax galili (Upper Galilee mountains blind mole rat), 1885 nucleotides. It is a transcript of the gene Tnfsf13, whose product is annotated as TNF superfamily member 13. Gene Ontology annotation, cellular component: membrane. The record is from RefSeq and is a predicted model, not a curated record. Bases 966 to 1673 code for a protein of 235 amino acids. Gene Ontology annotation, biological process: positive regulation of isotype switching to IgA isotypes; immune response. The transcript has 6 exons. NCBI's taxonomy places the organism in Eukaryota, Metazoa, Chordata, Mammalia, Rodentia, Spalacidae. Gene Ontology annotation, molecular function: tumor necrosis factor receptor binding; receptor ligand activity.
UGCCCAGGAAAAACACCUGGUCCUCUGCUCAAGGUACUGCAGCCUCAUUUCCCUAGCAGGCGGACUUCCUCCUACGGGGGAAUCCCUGACUGGGAGGAGCAGGAGCCCUUCCUCUUGGCAGCCCCGGACCUUCAGCAGUUCAGCAGGUGCUGGCACAUGCCCUGACUGGGAGAUGGGGUAGGAGCUGGCCUGGAGAGGGGCUUGGAGCUGUAGGAAGAACCCCAGGGGAUAGGUACAUGGGAAUCUGGACCCCUUGGUCCUGGGAGAAGUUUUGCAGUGGCUGGGGGGCUUGGGGCUAUUUUUGUUUGUUUGUUUCUUUGUCCAUAAAGCCUUAUGUAAGAGCUCUUCUUGGGAAACAGGAAGUUCUGCUUGCCAAGUUCAGCACAGGGAGUAGUGCAGGCCUCGUUCCAACACACCCGGCCCAGCCUUAACCCCAGCACCCGGCCAGUUUCUUGUCCCUAGUUCUGUACCCUACCGACCCCUAUACCCUUUUCAUCACCUUAAAUCACCCCUGGCAAACCUCUUCAGAGUUCUCUCCCAUGCCUGAGUCAGUCUUCCACUCUCAACCCCAAACUUCAACAGUGCCCAGCUUGUACCCCAUCACUGCUCCUGGCACCAUGCCCCAUAACCAGCCGACCUUCCCUCCCCCAACUCAGGGGCCGCCCCUGGACUGAAUGCUGGCCGCUCCUUCUGGGUGUCACUGGCAGCCCUGUCCUUCUUAGACAAUUGACACCAAAUUCUCCUGAGGCUGGGGGUGUCAGAGUAACACUAGCUCCACAGUGGGGUACUAGGGGCAUUGCUAGCUUGCUUUCUUCCUCCCUCUUUUUUAUUCUCAAGUUCCUUUUUAUUUCUCCCUUGCGUAACACCCUCUUCCCUUUCAUACCACUGCCUGUACCCCCACCUUCUCUGCUACCUCCUAGCCACCCCGUUCCUGCGACCACAGCUGUUGGCAGGGUCCCUAGCUCAUGCCAGCCUCAUCUCCAGGCAACAUGGGGGGCUCAGCCUCAAUUGCUCUUUGGUUGAGUUGGGGGGCAGCUCUGGGGGCUGUGGCUUGUGCCAUCGCGCUACUGAUCCAACAAACAGAGCUGCAAUGCCUAAGGAGGGAGGUGAGCCGGCUACAGAGGAGCGGAGGGCAUUUCCGGAAAGGGGGAGAGUCUCUGUGGCAGAGCCUUGGGGAGCAGAGCCCUGAUGCCCUGGAAGCCUGGGAGGAUGGGGCGAGAUCUCGGAGAAGGAGAGCACUCACCCAGAAGUGGAAGAAGAAGCACUCAGUUCUGCACCUUAUUCCCAUUAACAUCACCUCCAAGGUGGACUCUGAUGUGACAGAGGUGAUGUGGCAACCAUCUCUUAGGCGUGGGAGAGGCCUGGAGGCCCAAGGAUACAUUGUCAGAGUCUGGGACGCUGGAAUUUAUCUGCUAUAUAGCCAGGUCCUGUUUCAUGAUGUGACUUUCACCAUGGGUCAGGUGGUAUCUCGGGAAGGCCAAGGAAGACAAGAGACUCUAUUCCGAUGUAUCCAAAGUAUGCCCUCUGAUCCUGAGCGGGCCUACAAUAGCUGCUACAGUGCAGGUGUCUUUCAUUUACAACAUGGGGAUAUUCUCAGUGUCAAAAUUCCCCGGGCCAAGGCAAAACUUAGCCUCUCUCCACAUGGAACCUUCCUGGGGUUGGUGAAACUAUGAUUGUGCUAUAAAAGAUGGUUCUAAGCUAGGAAGACCAGUAUGGGUACACACUGCAGACAGCAAGAACUGGCUAGCUAGACAAAGGACAAAGAACACAAGCCUCUACUUGGGUUUGACUUUAUAACUCCUGUUCCUUCCCUUUCUGCCUUUCCCACUCCCUAGACUUCGACUUAAUGAAUAUUAAAAAAAGUAGAUGUUGCGUUUAUUUCCCA